Molecule: messenger RNA, 1112 nt
Organism: Stylophora pistillata
Lineage: Eukaryota; Metazoa; Cnidaria; Anthozoa; Scleractinia; Pocilloporidae
Product: histamine H2 receptor-like
Biological process (GO): G protein-coupled receptor signaling pathway
Cellular component (GO): membrane
Molecular function (GO): G protein-coupled receptor activity
Source: RefSeq, a predicted model, not a curated record
AUAAACACAGGGCCCAAUUACUAAAACUUGCCCUUCAGUGCUAUAAUCCGCUAUUCAGAACCAGUAAUGCAUUUAAGUGUUUUGUUUUCUUUCCUCGAUAAGAAUUGCUCUGAUUAAGUCGUUUGCACCCGGUCAAGGGCAUUUGGGUAGAAUUUCGUGAGACAAGAGGCAAUAUCAAAUGUCGAUUGUUCGUCAUUCGUCAAGAACGUGCUCUAAAAAUUAAAACGUCGCAGAUCAGUUGAAGCGCUCACGUUUUAACAUUCUGUUCAUAUCUGUCUACUCUGCAUGUUAGAACCUUUCAAUACCCAUGUUGGUUUCUGAUUAAGAGAGACAGCUGGAGAAUUCGCCAGUUCGAAAUUUCACUCAAGAGUGGGUACUGCUGAAAGGAACUAAACAAACGCCAGUUUUGAUAAGGCUUGAGGUGAACAAGGCAAGUCAAUUAAGGACGCGUGGAUAUGAACGGUACGGGUACAUUGGAGAUAAACACUACAAAUGAGGCACCCUCGACUUUGAAACACCGAGAACUGCCCGACUUCAUCUUAAACAUUUACUUGACAAGAGGUAUACUCGCUAUACCCUUAGCGUUGAUUACAUCAUUUUCGAAUGGUCUUGUAAUGUUUCUGUAUCUGAAAGAUCCAAAGAGAUGUCUUCGUUCUUCCCCGAGUUGUGUUCUUGUUGCGAGCCUGGCUCUGGUGGAUUUCAUGGUGGGAGGCGUGCUGGAACCCAUUGAUGCCUACUACAGCCUUGCGAUAGCCUUUAGGAAGCAGCACUCCAUAAGAAGGAAAGACUUGCAGAGUGCUGCGGCUUAUUUGCUCCUCAGCUCGAUGCUUCUGCUGUUGCUGAUAACGUUUGAUCGAUACACGGCGAUAUCUCGACCCAUUCAUUACCCCCACAGAAUCACCAAGAAGAGAGUCGGUAUCAGCGUGGUGAUUGUAUGGAUCUACUGCGCCUUACUGAUCUUUGGGAUAAGACGCUCGUCCUGCAAGGCAAGAAUAUCAGCUUCAAGGGAAAGACGCCAUCUGCAACAACCGAGGGAGCAGAAAAAGCAGAUUGGUUUCCAAUUCAAGUUUUGUUCUACCGAAGGCAUUUUAAUUCAAAAUAGGGACCGUUAA